This is a messenger RNA of Arabidopsis arenosa, 1401 nucleotides long. The record is from the annotation of a GenBank genome assembly. Lineage: Eukaryota; Viridiplantae; Streptophyta; Magnoliopsida; Brassicales; Brassicaceae.
UAAGUGUCUCGUUCCUCAUAUUCACUCUCACAACAAACAAUCUCACCUUUCUUCUUCUUCUUCUUCUUCUUCUCUCUGUUUUAGAAUUUUUCUUAAUGCCUAGAAAUUUACAACCAUUGGAUCUUGGAAUCCAAAUACCAUACCAUUUCAGAUGUCCAAUCUCACUCGAACUUAUGCAAGACCCUGUCACCGUCUGCACCGGCCAAACCUACGACCGAGCCAGCAUCGAGUCAUGGGUCUCCAUCGGUAACAACACAACCUGUCCAGUCACACGAGCUCCUCUCUCCGACUUCACACUCAUCCCCAACCACACUCUCCGUCGUCUUAUCCAAGAAUGGUGCGUCGCUAACCGCUCCAAUGGCGUCGAACGUAUCCCUACUCCUAAACAACCGGCUGAUCCAACUUCUGUUCGUGCUCUUCUUAGUCAAGCCUCCGCUGUAACGGGAACUCACGUCUCUGUUCGUUCACGCGCCGCCGCUCUCCGCCGUUUACGUGGAUUCGCUCGUGAUUCUGAUAAGAACCGCGUUUUGAUCGCAGCUCAUAACGCUACAGAGGUUUUGAUUAAGAUUCUGUUCUCUGAAACGACGUCGUCGGAGUUAGUCUCUGAGUCGUUAGCUCUUCUUGUUAUGUUACCGAUAACGGAACCGAAUCAGUGCGUUUCGAUAUCUUCGGAUCCGGGUCGGGUCGAGUUUUUGACCCGGUUGUUAUUCGAUUCUUCGAUCGAAACACGCGUUAACGCCGCCGCGUUGAUCGAGAUUGUUUCGACGGGAACCAAAUCGGCGGAUCUAAAAGGAAUGUUUUCGAUUUCGAAUUCUGAAUCUGUGUUCGAAGGAGUUCUCGAUCUUCUGAGGAAUCCAAUUUCGUCACGACGAGCUCUCAAAAUCGGAAUCAAAACUCUGUUCGCGCUCUGCUUAGUGAAAUCCACGCGACAUAUCGCGAUCACCGCCGGUGCGCCGGAGAUUCUAAUCGACAGACUCGCGGCGGAUUUCGACAGGUGCGAUACGGAGCGAGCCUUAGCGACGGUGGAGCUACUCUGCCGAUCGCCGGAAGGAUGCGCGGCGUUCGGAGAACACGCUUUAACGGUGCCGUUGCUAGUGAAAACUAUAUUAAGAGUUUCGGAUCGUGCGACGGAGUAUGCGGCGGGGGCGUUGUUAGCGCUUUGUACAGCGGAGGAAAGGUGGAGGGAGGAAGCGGCGGCGGCGGGAGUGGUGGUACAGUUGUUGUUGAUGGUGCAGAGUGAGUGUACGGAAAGAGCGAAGAAGAAAGCGCAGAAGUUACUGAAGCUUCUGAGAGAUUCAUGGCCUGACUACAAUUCCUUCGCUAACUCCGAUGACUUUGGUUGCAGCAGCCAAGUGGUCCCUUUUUGAUUUUUCGAUUUUUUAAAAAAGAAUUGGUUUUCAC